Messenger RNA from Aedes albopictus (Asian tiger mosquito), 5703 nucleotides. It is a transcript of the gene Spt6, whose product is annotated as transcription elongation factor SPT6. The record is from RefSeq and is a predicted model, not a curated record. Gene Ontology annotation, molecular function: histone binding; DNA binding; nucleosome binding. Gene Ontology annotation, cellular component: transcription elongation factor complex. Bases 243 to 5585 code for a protein of 1780 amino acids. NCBI's taxonomy places the organism in Eukaryota, Metazoa, Arthropoda, Insecta, Diptera, Culicidae. Gene Ontology annotation, biological process: transcription elongation by RNA polymerase II; nucleosome organization; transcription elongation-coupled chromatin remodeling. The transcript is spliced from 10 exons.
GACGACGACAGCAGCAGCGCAUUUUUAUUCCAAAUCGAUUUCAAUCACAGAAAGUGCGUGAAAGUGGUGUCUGAUUUUAAAACUGAAUGUGGCGUUGAUAAUUAGCUUUUUCGGUCGGAAAAUUCAUCGAAUUCCUCUGUAAUCGGCUUUGUACUAUUUGUAGUGAUUGGAAAAAAAGGGCGAUCAAGCUGCCUUUGGCCUGAAUUUUAGUGCUCUGUGUUCGUCAGCUCUCGACAACAAAAAUGGCCGAUUUCCUGGAUUCCGAAGCGGAGGAAAGCGAGGAGGAGGAGGAGUUGGAGCCGCAUGAGCGCAAAAAGCUGAAAAAAAUGAAGGCCGUCAGCGACAGCGAAGAGGAGGAAGAAGAUGACGAAGAACGGCUUCGCGAGGAGCUGAAAGAUCUCAUCGACGACAAUCCUAUCGAGGAGGAUGACGACAGCGGCGGAGAAGACUCGGACGGCGGUCACCCGAAGCGGAAGAAAAGCGACGACGAAGACGAGCUCGACGAUCGAUUGGAAGACGAAGAUUACGAUCUAAUCGAGGAAAAUCUGGGCGUUAAAGUGGAGAGGAAACGGUUCAAACGUCUGAAGAAAAUUACCGAUGAGGGCAGCGACGAUGACGAAGCCGUGGAUGAAGGGCUCAACCGAGAGGUGAUCGCCGAGCAACUGUUCGAAGGAUCCGGUGAUGAGGACGAAGAACACCAUUCGGAACGGGAAAGCAACCGUGAUCUUCAGCUGACCGCAGUGGAUAACCCUGACGAGGAAGAAGAAGAUGAAUCCGAUGCCGACGAUUUCAUAGUCGAUGACGACGGUGUUCCUAUCAGCGAUAAGCGCAAGAAGAAGAAACACAUUUUCACUGAUGCAUCGUUGCAAGAAGGUCAGGACAUUUUUGGAGUUGACUUUGACUACGAGGAAUUCGAAAAGUAUGACGACGAUGAAUACGAGGACGAGUCGGAGGUUGACGACGAAUACGAAGAGGAAGGCGGUGAAGAACGCGCUAAACGGCCGAAGAAGCCAGCUCGCAAGAAGACAGCCAAGAAGACCAUUUUCGACAUAUUCGAACCGAGCGAGCUGAAGAGAGGUCAUUUUACGGACUUGGACAAUGAAAUCAGAAAAAUAGAUAUUCCGGAACGGAUGCAGCUGCGAGAUGUCCCCAUUACGCCAGUAGCGGAAGGUUCCAACGAAUUGGAGGACGAGGCAGAAUGGAUCUACAAACAGGCCUUUUGUAAACCUCCUGUGUCUACUCAGGAAACCUAUGCGCGUAAGUCGUCGUCUGCUAUUCCGAAAAUUAAACAAGCCUUGGAUUUCAUGCGGAAUCAACAUUUGGAGGUGCCGUUCAUUGCAUUUUACCGAAAGGAGUACGUCCAGCCAGAUUUGAACAUCAACGAUCUGUGGAAGGUCUACAAGUACGAUGCCAAAUGGUGCCAGCUGACGGCUAGGCGUAAUAACCUGAUGAAACUAUUUGAAAAUAUGCGUAAUCAUCUGCUGGACAAGGUGAUGGAAAAUCCGGAUGAUGCCAUUCCGGAUGAAAUUCGUAUCAUGAAAGACGAAGAUUUCGAUCGGUUGAGGUCUGCUCAGACUCCGGAGGAGUUGCGAGACGUUCACAAUCACUUCCUUCUGUACUACGCCCAUGAAAUCCCAGCUAUGCAGGAGAAGAUGAAACGCAAAGAGCGAGAAAGGAUUCGUCAGGAGAAACUGGAGGCACGUCGGAAAGCACUGGAGUCCAGCGAAGAAGGCGUCGAAAGCAUUGAUAUGGAAAAUUUGGAAAUUGAGGAAGAGCCCUACGCGGAGGAACAUGUGAAACUUAACGUAGAUUCCGGUCCGUACGCUAUGUGUCGUAAAGGUGGUCUGAGUGGAUUAGCUAAGCGGUUCGGUUUGACCCCGGAAAAGUUUGCAGAGAACGCACGAGACAGCUACCAACGGCACGAGGUUGAUCAGGAAGCGUGCGACCCAGCAGACGUUGCGAAAGAGUACGUGAACAAUAGAUUCACCACGGUGGAGGAUGUCCUGCACGCUGCUAAAUUUAUGGUGGCAAGACAGUUGGCUAGAGAACCUCUGCUGAGGAAGUGUGUACGGGAAUUCUACUACGAACGUGCCAAGCUGAGCGUACGGCCGACCAAAAAGGGAAUGAAGGAGAUUGAUGAGAACCACCAGUGCUACUCCAUGAAGUACAUCAAAGACAAACAUGUACGGGAUCUUACGGGAGACCAAUUUUUGAAGCUGAACAUGGGUCAGGAAGAUCAACUUCUAACGGUGACCAUCUCGGAGCGUAUCGAGGGUUCGACAACGUCAGACAUCAUCGACGAAAUGAAAGCCCUCUAUCAGAAGGAUGAGUUUGCCAAAAAUGUGCAGGAGUGGAACACGCUGCGUUCCGAGUGCGUCGAGUUGGCCUUCACCAAGAUGAUCCUGCCGGACUUGAGACGCGAGCUGCAAGCCAUUCUGUUGGAUGAAGCGAAGGAAUGCGUUCUUAAGAUAUGCUGCAGAAAGAUGUACAACUGGAUCAAGGUAGCGCCGUUCAAUCCAGCGUUCGAAGUCGAUGACGAUGAUUACGAUUGGGAAACGUCCCGUGGAAUUCGCGUAAUGGGCGUUGCCUACGUUCCAGACUAUUCUCAAUCGGCUUUCGCUGCCAUCACUGCUCCGGAUGGGGAAAUUACGGACUAUCUGCGUAUACCGCAUCUGAUGAAGCGAAAGAACACCUUCCGAGAGGAAGAGAAAUCGCUGAAGGAAGGCGAUUUGCAGGCGAUUACGGAAUUCAUCCGGAACAAGAAGCCUCACGUAAUCGUGGUAGGUGGAGAGUCUAGGGAAGCGUUGAUGGUGCAGAAAGACUUCCAGGAGUGCGUGAAGACGCUGGUCGAUGAAGAUCAGUUUCCAGAAAUUCAGGUGGAAAUUAUGGACAACGAACUGGCCAAGAUCUACGCAAACUCCAACAAAGGCACUGCGGAUUUCCGUGAGUAUCCUGUUGUGCUUCGACAGGCGAUUUCCUUGGCACGGCGAAUGCAGGAUCCUUUGGUGGAAUUUUCGCAGCUUUGCAAUGCCGAUGAGGAAAUUCUCUGCCUACGAUACCACAUGCUACAAGAACAACUGAACAAGGAAGAUUUGCUGGAAAACUUGUAUCUUGAAUUCAUCAAUCGUACCAACGAAGUUGGAGUGGACAUCAAUCUCACUGUUCAGAACUCGAUCACACUGAAUUUGGUGCAGUUUAUAUGUGGAUUGGGACCGAGGAAAGGACAGGCUCUUAUCAAAGUUCUGAAGCAAACCAAUCAACGAUUGGAAAAUCGUACGCAGCUGGUCACCGCCUGUCACAUGGGUCCGAAGGUUUUCAUCAACUGUUCCGGGUUCAUAAAGAUCGAUACCAAUUCCCUCGGCGACAGUACGGAAGCCUACGUGGAAGUCCUGGAUGGAUCACGUGUCCAUCCGGAAACGUACGAAUGGGCUCGCAAAAUGGCGGUAGAUGCUUUGGAAUACGACGAUGAAGAUGCCAAUCCAGCUGGUGCCCUGGAGGAAAUUCUGGAAUCGCCCGAACGUUUGAAGGAUCUCGAUUUGGAUGCGUUCGCCGUGGAAUUGGAACGUCAAGGCUUCGGCAACAAGAGCAUAACCCUGUACGACAUUCGCGCUGAGUUGAACUCCCGCUAUAAGGAUCUCCGUACUCCGUAUCGCUCUUGCACAGCGGAAGAACUGUUCGAUUACCUGACGAAAGAAACACCCGAGUCCUUGUAUGUGGGUAAAAUGAUGUUGGCCACCGUUGCCGGAAUAAGCCACCGGAAACCCCAAGGUGAUCAGUUGGAUCAGGCGAAUCCCGUACGAAAUGAUGAAACCGGUCUUUGGCAGUGUCCGUUCUGCAUGCAGAAUGAGUUCCCAGAACUUUCGGAGGUGUGGAAUCAUUUCGAUGCUGGUGAAUGUCCCGGUCAAGCUACCGGUGUUCGGGUGAGAUUCGACAACGGUCUGACUGGAUUCAUCCAUAUAAAAAAUAUCUCCGAUAAACAUGUGAAAAACCCGGAGGAACGAGUACAGAUGGGUCAGACGAUUCAUGUGCGGAUAACUAAGAUAGAUGUCGAACGAUUCACUCUGGAUUGUUCAUCAAAAAGUUCCGAUUUGGCUGAUAAAAAUAAUGAAUGGAGACCAAGGAAAGACCAGAACUACGAUCAAGAUGCCGAGGAUAAAGAUAACAAAAAGGAAACUGACACUAAAAAACAGAAACAACGGCAACAGUAUAUAAAAAGGGUAAUUGUGCACCCAUCUUUCCAUAACAUCUCGUAUGCGGAAGCAUUGAAGCUACUAGACCAGUUGGAUCAAGGUGAAGUAAUUGUGCGGCCGUCCAGUAAAGGUGCUGACCAUUUGACGGCAACGUGGAAGGUCACUAAGGACAUCUACCAACACAUCGAUGUACGUGAAGAAGGCAAGGAAAAUGUCUUCAGCUUAGGCCAGUCAUUAUGGAUCGGCAACGAGGAGUUCGAAGACUUGGAUGAAAUCAUUGCCCGAUACAUAAAUCCAAUGGCCGCCUAUGCACGUGAUUUGUUGAAUUAUAAAUAUUACAAGGACACCGAUGGGGGAAUGAAGGACAAGGCGGAAGAAAUCCUCAAGGAAGAGAAGAAGAAAAAUCCAAACAAAAUCCACUACGUUGUGUCGGUAGCGAAAAACUACCCAGGCAAAUUCCUUCUAUCGUACUUACCGAGAAAUAAGUUCAAACACGAGUACAUAACCAUCACACCGGAAGGGUACCGCUUCCGGAGUCAAAACUUCGACUCGGUAAACUCACUGCUCAAGUGGUUCAAAGAGCACUUCCGUGAUCCCAUUCCGAUGGCUACCCCGACCAGCACACCGCGAGGCAGCUCAUCGACAUCCCGUACGCCGUACACCUCGGCAUCACCCAAAUACAACAGCGAUGCAAUCACAAAAUUAGCUCAAAAUAUGCCAACGCAUAUGUUGAAUUCGCUGUCGCAGGCCACCAGUCACACUCCGCGAUACGAUUACACUCCUGGUGAUUUCGGAAGCACCAGCAACUAUGUGACCACGCCGUAUACUCCCAGCGGUCAAACGCCGUACAUGACACCAUACCAACAGACGCCACAUUCUUCGCAAACGCCCAGGUAUGGCUCGUCGACUCCGUCGCAACACUCGAACGGUUCAUUCGUACAUCCGGGAUCCGUGAGUAUGCCACAUCGCAGCCGGGGCGGCGGACAUAACGACCGUUCCGGUAGUUCGCCUUUCAACAACCCUGCGUCAGUAUCGCCGUAUUCCAAUGAAAGCGCCAACAUGGGCCGUUACGGCUCCAUGCAGCAGGAGAAGCGCAACUGGGAAAAGGCGACCGACUCGUGGAUGUCGAAAGGACGAGGAGGUCAUCAGAACCGAGAUGGUGGCCGAAACACUCCUAGAGGUGGAGGUCAGUCUGGUCGAGGGGACUUUAGGCCACGUAACAAAUUCUCCAACGAUUCCUUCGGCUCGUCGAAUAAUCCUCCGUUCAACAGAGGUAACAAUUCGGCACCAAGUCCUCGUCCGAUGUCGAACGCUCCUCAAAAACCCAGCAAUUCCCCAACGCAGGGAGGAACGCUGGCAAGUCUGGGCGAUUCUACACCUUUGUGGGAUGAAUAAGCAGCGAUUAGUGAAUAUGUAUUGCAUAAUACAUCAAAAAGUAAAUUAAGGUAAAAUAUGCAUUGUUAUAAGCCGCAAUGAUCGCUGAAGGAAAUAUUAUCCAUUAACUUAUAGACAA